This is a messenger RNA of Hibiscus syriacus, 1140 nucleotides long. RefSeq names its product nuclear transcription factor Y subunit A-10-like. Lineage: Eukaryota; Viridiplantae; Streptophyta; Magnoliopsida; Malvales; Malvaceae. Gene Ontology annotation, biological process: regulation of transcription by RNA polymerase II. Bases 188 to 1087 code for a protein of 299 amino acids. Gene Ontology annotation, molecular function: DNA-binding transcription factor activity, RNA polymerase II-specific; RNA polymerase II cis-regulatory region sequence-specific DNA binding. The transcript is spliced from 6 exons. The record is from RefSeq and is a predicted model, not a curated record.
UUAUACUUGUGAGAUGUAAGCUUUCAUCAAUGGCCGUCAGUUGUCUUUCUCUCAUAAUUCCUUUUGCUUAAAUAUAUGCCUACAUGGCUCCUAACAAUUGGGAUCUCUUCGCCUUUGUUCGCUAAAUCUCUGCAUCUUCUCCUUGUUUUUACUCUUUACGAGAAUAGUUUGAUUUGAUUGGAACAUAAUGCAAACUCUGUAUCUCAGAGAGCAUGAUGGGAUUGGAAAUCAGGCAAUGGCUUCAGCUCCAUCAUCACUGCCAUGGGGGACUCAUCAAUCCAUUCAUGGAGGUGGGGCUUUAGGUGCUCCAUUGAAGCCUUUGUUGAUGGAGCAUCCCUCUAAUGGAGAUCAUCUUGUUUCUACCAAACAACAACAAUUCACCAUUUUCCCAGGGGGUUGCAAAAAUUCAGGGGAUGAACAUAAACCUCAGGCAGACAUCUCUCUGCUAUCAGAUCCUUCAGAAAAUAGUGCUCGCUUUGAACUAGGAUUUGGUCAGCCCAUGGCUUGUGCAAAAUAUCCUUGCUUGGAUCAAUUCUAUGGAGUUUUCUCAAAUUAUGGAGCUCAAAUCUCGGGUCGUAUAAUGCUGCCAUUCAACUUGGCAUCCGAAGAGGGACCAAUAUACGUAAACGCCAAGCAAUACAACGGAAUCAUGAGGCGUCGGCAGUCUCGUGCAAAGGCUGUGCUUCAGAAUAAAUGGACUAAAGCCCGAAAGCCAUAUAUGCACCACUCUCGCCAUCUGCAUGCAAUGCGCCGGCCAAGGGGAUCCGGCGGCCGGUUCCUGAAUACCCGAAGUUCGAGCUCCGAAAAAGAUGGCAUCGGGAUGAAGAAAGCCGCUCGUGGACUGAUUUCGAACGCUACCAGUUCAUCUGAUAGUGGAGCCUUGAACUCAUCUAAGAGACCAAAUGCAUGUGGCUCUACAUUCUCAGGGUCAUCAGAGGUCAGCAUGUACUCCAGGGGUGACCUCGACCACCACUUCUUUAUCGACCAUCUCGGACUAUCGGUCCAGUCUCUCCCAUCGAUGAUCAACGAUCGUCGAGGCACUCUUAUGGUUGCAACCGCCAACAGCCGUUGCAACCCGAAAAUUUGACAUCGAUGCGGGGGUUAUUGUGGGAUUCGGUGCUAACCGAAAACCACUUUUCC